AUGUAUAGGAGAAUACUGUGUUUAACUGAUGGUGAAUGUUAUUCUUCAUAUGAUGCAGCAUUUCGUCAUGUUACAACAAAUAGUGUUAUAGUUGAUACUGUAUUACUAAUGAAUGCACAUGUAGACAAUAAGCUCAAAGCAGUUUCCCAUGCCUCAGGUGGAGUGUGUGUUUGUCCUGGUUCAAUGCAAGAAGCAUUGACAUUCUUUGAAUUAGAUUCAGUACUCUCAAUGAGAGAGAGAGUGAUGACACAUUCCUAUGUUGGACAAUCAAUGCAUGGGUGCAGUAAUACUCCUUUUGAAACUAAGAACAGUUUUAAAUCAAAACACCAAUCAAGUUAUGAACAAUGUACUACAAUAACAGUUAAAAGUUACAUUGACAGUGAUAGAACACAGCUAAGUACAUCUUCUAAUCAAAAGCGAAUUUUGAAAGAAAUGAGGGACUUUUUACAUAGUCCACAUGAUGACAUUAGAGUUUAUCCCUCUGAUACUGACUGCAAUAAGUGGAAGGCUUUAAUGAAAGGACCAGAAAAGACUUGCUAUGAAAAUGGUGCUUUUGUUCUCGGUAUUGAAUUUCUUGAGGGAUAUCCCAGUGUACCACCAGAGGUCAGAUUCCUGACGCCAAUCCAUCAUUGUAAUAUCAGUUCCAGUAGUGGUAGGAUAUGCCACAGUAUUCUGGGAGAGGCAUACACACCAGCCACUAGUGUCAAGGAUAUACUGUGUCACAUAUAUGGACUACUAAUGUCGCCUGAGCUUGACAGUCCGUUAGACAGUACACUAGCAGAUGAGUUUGGAUAUCUUCGGCACAGAGAAAAGGAUCUAGAUAAAAACCUUGAUUCAUACGAGUAUUUUCAUGAAGCAGAUAAAUAUUUCAAAACAGCCAAGUCUCAAGUACUGAUUCAUGCCACGAGGUCAUUUGAAGAGUUACACUUGGAAUUAUCUGCUGAUUGUUGAGUAUUGACUAGAACAACUUAGCUAUAAGUUAUUAUUUUAUUGCUUAAUCUAGUGCCACUGUAUA
This is a messenger RNA of Amphimedon queenslandica, 1015 nucleotides long. Its product is annotated as ubiquitin-conjugating enzyme E2 E1-like. The transcript is spliced from 10 exons. The coding region runs from base 1 to 951 and encodes 316 amino acids. The record is from RefSeq and is a predicted model, not a curated record. Lineage: Eukaryota; Metazoa; Porifera; Demospongiae; Haplosclerida; Niphatidae.